Messenger RNA from Exophiala oligosperma, 186 nucleotides. RefSeq lists its product as uncharacterized. Bases 1 to 186 code for a protein of 61 amino acids. Lineage: Eukaryota; Fungi; Ascomycota; Eurotiomycetes; Chaetothyriales; Herpotrichiellaceae. The record is from RefSeq and is a predicted model, not a curated record. The transcript has a single exon.
AUGGACCUGCUGGAGACCGGCUUCGUCGAGCCAUUGGAUUUCGACAACAUGACCCUGCCAUUAGGUGAAGACAUUUCGCUUUGGACCGGCGAGCUUUUGCCGUAUCUCUACCUAUUCCGAAUCAAUAUGUCCGGUGACUCAUUCAACUUCAUGGUGGAAACCUUCACACUCUCAACGCUGAGAUAG